AUGGAACUUACCCAGAUGCAGAUAUUCAUAAUCGUGUUGUUCAUUAUUAUAUUCGUCAUUGGAAUGUCCGGCAAUGUAUACGUCAUUAUAAUCAACCUGAAACCAAAGACUGAACACAAGACUAUUGCUAUAUAUAUUAUUAAUCUAGCGAUGGCCGAUAUCUUUUAUAUAAGUGGAACACCAUUUCUUGCAAUAUCUGCAUAUAAACGAAACUGGUUAUUUGGCGAUGUUGGAUGUCGACUUAUUUACUGCUUAGAUUUGCUGACAAUGCAUAGCAGUAUUUACACUUUAGUCGUUAUGAGUAUAGAACGUUAUCUCGCCGUUGCACAUCCAAUAAGUGCAAUGCAAUACAGUACAUCUAAAUACGCCAGAUUGUUUUGUUUGUUUAUCUGGUUUUUUGCAGCCUGCAGUGCACUUCCUAUGUUUGUAUAUACAAAACAGGUGUAUGAACUAUAUAAUAAUGGUUCGAAUACAUAUUAUUGCUACCAAGAAUGGCCAAUGGAGACCAGUUAUAGAACUUACAUAACUGCGUUAUUCGUUUUGGAUUAUGUCUUGCCCUCAAUCAUUAUGUUCGUAUUGUACACGAAACUGAUAAAAAUAUACUGGUCACGAGUUAUACCAAGUGAGUCAGAAAACCAAAACUUGAAUAUGUCUAAACGCAAAAUUGCGAAAACUCUUUUCAUAAUCAUUGUAGUAUUUUGGUUGUGUUACACGCCAUUUUGGGUUUUCAUACUUUGGCAUCUUUAUUCAACUUCGGGGAACUUCACUGUUGCUCAAUCAUACGUAAACGUAGUGGUGAUAUGUAUGGUAUAUGCCAAUGGUUGUGCCAAUCCAUUCUUAUACACGCUGAUGACAAAGCAAGCUAGCCAGAUUCAAAGAAACUUUAUGAAGUGUUGUACGUGUAAUAACACCCCAUCAUCCAAUACAUUAGAAGAUGAACGUGACACAUACAUUUGCAAUAAUGAUGUCCAUACGCUGGCCGCAAACGAGACUAAUAUAUAG
Saccoglossus kowalevskii is the source of this 1002-nucleotide messenger RNA. RefSeq names its product urotensin-2 receptor-like. The record is from RefSeq and is a predicted model, not a curated record. Lineage: Eukaryota; Metazoa; Hemichordata; Enteropneusta; Harrimaniidae.